AUGGAGCUGGAUCCAAAGAACUAUGUUGAGUUAUUGGAAAAAAUUGAAGCUGAAGCUGAUGAGGUUCUACUAGCUCAAUAUCAGAUGGUGGAGAAUGACAGGGAGAGGAAUGUGAACAGAGAGGCUCUUACAGCACUUAGGAAGAGAGCUCAGACAACAAAGACUAGUGUUCUUUCUCCUUUCGAUUCUGUGAUGAAAGAUGUCCGUGGGAGCUCAACGGAACAACCUGUGGUCAAAGAAGUUUGCUCUACAUGUGGAUCCCAUGGCUCCAACGAACCCACUUGGAUGAUUAUCCCAGGAGCUGAUCUUUUCGCUGCAGUACCGUUUCAUGUUGUGCACACAAUGCUAGAGAAAGAUGGAAAGAAAAUGGAGUUUGAAGCGACGAAAUUGCAGACCUUAAUGAAGGAAAAGACUCUUUGCUUAUCAGAACUUAGGGCUCUUGGUGAUAGUAUUCCUCCAGGCAUUAUCAGAUCGUGGGUCACGUUAGAGGACAAACCUAAAGUUAAGUAGAACAAUGCUGGUUUUGUCGUU
Messenger RNA from Eutrema salsugineum, 531 nucleotides. RefSeq lists its product as uncharacterized. Lineage: Eukaryota; Viridiplantae; Streptophyta; Magnoliopsida; Brassicales; Brassicaceae. The coding region runs from base 1 to 510 and encodes 169 amino acids. The record is from RefSeq and is a predicted model, not a curated record. The transcript is spliced from 3 exons.